UGACAUCCGAGCCAAUGGCGGCGCGACCUCUGCGCUCUUGUGCGCGUCAGAGUGGUAUUACUCCCUGGGAACCAGUAUCUCCUUUUCUCAGUCUGUGCUUUUUAAAAAAGAGCCACACGCGCUUCGAUGUUGGAUGCCGUGCUAUGACAACGUCACUGCUCCUCCGUCCUCGCUGGGUCGACCCGUCGGUGAUGUUCCUCUACGACAACGGCGGAGGUUCCGAUGAAGUCAAGAACAUGGAGGGUUUCGCCGGGGGCAACUUCGCUGCAAACCAGUGUAGGAAUCUGAUGGCGCACCCCGCGUCCCUGGCACCCAGCACGGCGUAUUCGGCAAGUGACGUUCCCACCUCCGGCAUUGGCGAGCCAGUGAAACAGUGCAGCCCUUGCUCUGCGGCGCAGAAUUCCUCCAGCGCGUCCCUGCCGUACGGGUACUUCGGCAGCGGCUACUACCCGUGCAGAAUGUCGCAUCACAGCAGCAUUAAAUCGUGCGGGGCGCAGCCCCCCUCCGCGUACGGGGAGAAAUACAUGGACACGUCUGCCUCGAGCGACGACUUCACUUCCCGGGCAAAGGAAUUCGCUUUUUAUCCGACGUACUCUACCGGUCCCUACCAACCUGUCCCCAGCUAUCUAGACGUUCCCGUGGUGCCGACUCUCGGUCAGUCAGAGGCCAGGCACGAGCCCCUGCUACCUAUGGAGACCUACCAACCGUGGUCUCUCACCCCCAACGGCUGGAACGGCCAGGUUUACUGCGCCAAGGAGCAGCCCCAGCCGGGCCACAUGUGGAAGUCCUCCAUACAAGACGCGGUAUCGCAAAGCGGCGGGGAAUCCGGCUCUUAUCGACGUGGACGAAAGAAGCGCGUGCCAUACACCAAGGUGCAACUGAAGGAACUCGAGCGCGAGUACAACGCCAACAAAUUUAUCACGAAGGACAAAAGGAGGAGGAUAUCUGCCCAGACCAACCUGUCCGAGAGACAGGUCACGAUAUGGUUCCAGAAUAGACGAGUAAAGGAGAAGAAAGUCGUCCACAAAUUGAAACCCAUCAGCUAGUUAUUUUUCUUUUUUUUUGUUUUGUUCCGGACAAUAGGCUACAUAUGGGAAACGCAACGCUACAGCACCCC
This is a messenger RNA of Pungitius pungitius (ninespine stickleback), 1117 nucleotides long. RefSeq names its product homeobox protein Hox-A13a. Lineage: Eukaryota; Metazoa; Chordata; Actinopteri; Perciformes; Gasterosteidae. Gene Ontology annotation, biological process: regulation of transcription by RNA polymerase II. The transcript has 2 exons. The record is from RefSeq and is a predicted model, not a curated record. The coding region runs from base 15 to 1046 and encodes 343 amino acids. Gene Ontology annotation, molecular function: DNA-binding transcription factor activity, RNA polymerase II-specific; RNA polymerase II cis-regulatory region sequence-specific DNA binding.